Molecule: messenger RNA, 2187 nt
Organism: Vitis vinifera (wine grape)
Lineage: Eukaryota; Viridiplantae; Streptophyta; Magnoliopsida; Vitales; Vitaceae
Product: cyclin-L1-1-like
Exons: 10
Coding region: 274-1632 (452 amino acids)
Biological process (GO): regulation of transcription by RNA polymerase II
Cellular component (GO): nucleus
Molecular function (GO): cyclin-dependent protein serine/threonine kinase regulator activity
Source: RefSeq, a predicted model, not a curated record
AGCUUAGAAGUUCUGCCUCCAGCUUCUAAUUUCGAUCGUACGCUUCUUCUGCCUUCAGCUUUCCUCCGCUCCUUUUCUUCACCGUCUUCCGCUGACAUCUGGCUGCUACUCGCCGUCAUAACCCGGCCACCGUCGCACCUCUGCGACUGUUUGCCCCACGAAACAUAUCGAAGCCAGCAAGGCUUCUUUGCCGUUCAUUGUGUCCGCCACGUCUCUCCCGGAAUCGCCUCCUUCCAUCAUUUUAUUCAAGGUUGCCUAUCUCAGUUAUCAACUAUGAUUUACACGGCAAUUGACACAUUCUACCUAACCGAUGAGCAGCUAAAGAACUCACCUUCUAGGAAAGAUGGUAUAGAUGAAGCAACUGAAACAACCCUUAGAAUUUAUGGUUGCGAUCUCAUCCAAGAAAGCGGCAUUUUGUUGAGACUACCUCAAGCAGUAAUGGCCACUGGCCAGGUUUUGUUCCAUCGCUUCUACUGCAAGAAGUCAUUUGCCCGUUUCAAUGUGAAGAGAGUUGCUGCUAGUUGUGUUUGGCUAGCAUCAAAGCUGGAGGAAAGCCCUAGAAAAGCAAGGCAAGUCCUCAUUGUUUUCCACAGAAUGGAAUGCAGGAGGGAGAACUUACCCGUUGUGCACUUGGACCCAUUUUCUAAGAAAUAUGCAGAAUUGAAGACUGAUUUGAGCAGAACUGAAAGGCACAUUUUGAAAGAGAUGGGUUUUAUUUGUCAUGUGGAGCAUCCUCAUAAAUUCAUAUCAAACUACCUUGCCACCCUCAAAACUCCUCCAGAAUUGAGACAAGAAGCUUGGAAUCUUGCAAAUGAUAGCUUGCGCACAACCUUAUGUGUUCAAUUUAAGAGUGAGGUGGUGGCUUGUGGGGUUGUAUAUGCGGCCGCUCGUAGGUUUCAAGUACCCCUUCCUGAGAAUGAACCAUGGUGGGAGGUAUUUGAUGCAGAGAAGUCUGCAAUUGAUGAGGUUUGCAGAGUCCUGGCUCAUCUGUACAGCCUUCCAAAGGCACAGCAUAUCCCAGUGUGUAAGGAUGGAGAUUCUUUCACAUCUUCUAACAAGUCACGAGAUUCACAAACUCAGCCAGUUUCAAAGGAAGUUUUGCAGAGUGGCCCGGCUAAUAAUGCUACUGUCACUCCCAAAGCAGCUUCCACGUUGAUUAAUCCAGAAUCAGGUGGGUCCAAGAAUUCAAUGGUAAAACAAGCCCUUGACAUGUUGAAGGAAUCCAAAAAGGGUGAUGAUGAUCCCAAGAGCAUGGCUGUGGAGGGAGAGGGUAGAGAAGAGCCCAUACCAUCCAAGUCUGAGCAUAGAACAGAGGCAAGUGGGGAAAGGAACAAAGAGAGGGAAAGGGAGAGAGAAAGGGACAGGGACAGGGACAGAGACAGGGAAAGGGAAAGAACAAAAGCACGGGACCGUGAUAGAGGAAGGGAUUCUGAUAGGGAACGGGAGCGUGAUGAGAUUGACAAGGACCGGGAGAAGGUGAAGGAUAGAAAACAUCGGUCUAAGGAUAGAGGAAAAGAUUCAGGAGGGCAUUCAGAGAAAUCAAGGCGUCACUCAUCUCGAGAUCGGGACUACCACAGCUCCUCUUAUUCUUCAAGGGAGAAGGAUCGCCAUAGACAUCAUCCUUACUCUUGAACCAGUAGCCAAGACCCCAUUGUGGACACCACCUGGGAGUUUGAAAAUUUCUCGUUUUUGAAGUGGGGGGACCUCAUGUUGGAGGAGGCAAGCAGCGUGGGACACGUGGGGGAGGAUGUGACCAUUACCAUGGUGGUGGUUGAAACUUCAGAAGAUGAUGGUUGGAGCAGGGAGAUAGGUGGAAGCGUGGAAGAGAAGAAAGAGGCGGGAUAGAAGGAGCAGGGAAGAGAAGCUCAGGAGGUUCCUGAGGUGAAGAGAAAAAAAAAAACAGAGGACGAGAAAGUGGAGGUGGGUAGCCAAGCAAUUCUUUACCUGAAAGGAGCUUUCUGGGUACGACUAUUGUGAGCUUCUUAUCUCUCAUUUCCAUAUUGAUUUACUCUCAUUUUCAGCUAUUUUACUGGGCAUUGAUUUGUUGAGGGGAGCUUUCCAGGGGCCAUACGUUUGCUUUGUUGGAUCUACUCUUUGUAUGCAUGCUCUGUCUUGGCUUUAUAUUUUGGUAUCGUUAUUUUUCUCUGGUAAAUAUGCGUUAAUCCUUCUUGGAGUUUGAUGAGUAAA